Molecule: messenger RNA, 6130 nt
Organism: Xiphophorus couchianus (Monterrey platyfish)
Lineage: Eukaryota; Metazoa; Chordata; Actinopteri; Cyprinodontiformes; Poeciliidae
Product: protein jagged-2-like
Exons: 26
Coding region: 230-4009 (1259 amino acids)
Biological process (GO): Notch signaling pathway; multicellular organism development; cell communication
Cellular component (GO): membrane
Molecular function (GO): calcium ion binding; Notch binding
Source: RefSeq, a predicted model, not a curated record
CUGUCCCGCUGCUCAUAUCCCGGAGAGGAGCGGCGGAGGGAGGCGGACUGUACGCGGUUCAGACAGCAGCGGCAGCAGCGGUAGAGGUGCGCUUCUCCUCCUGCAGACCUGCACGCCCUCGACUAUCUGGAUACUGCUUUCCCUCCAUCUCCAGCAUUAUUCUGACCCUCUGAGGCGCACAUAUCUGCUUCUUUUCCCUGAUGAGUCUUUACUCUGAGCGGACUGAGACAUGUGGAAUAACCCGGGGAAAGCGCAUCGCUUCUUCAUACUGUGUUUCCUGCUGACUGUAUGCACCGAGGUGUGUCAGUCUUCGGGUUACUUUGAGCUGCAACUCAUCUCGGUGGAAAACCCAAGAGGUCAGCUCCUGAACGGCGACUGCUGUGACUCGGAGGGCCGCCAGGCAGAUGGGAACUGCGGCCUGGACGAGUGUGAUACUUACUUCAGGGUGUGCUUAAAGGAAUACCAGCAGGAGGUGAAGAUUGGCGGACCAUGCACCUAUGGGUCAGAAAUCACCAAGGUGAUUGGUGGGAAUACUUUCCAGUUCAGAGGAAGCCAGAAAGGCAGUCACGACACUGGGAAGAUUGUCAUUCCCUUCCAGUUCUCAUGGCCGCAAGAUUACACUUUGAUAGUGGAAGCUUGGGAUAAGGACAACGGCACACGUGGCAGUGAUGAUGAGCUGAUGAUUGAGCGGAGCAUCUACAAGGGGAAGAUUAAUCCUGGCGAGGGGAAGCAGUCAGUAGAACAUAAAAGCUUCAUUGCCACAAUUAAAUAUACCAUGCGUGUACGCUGUGAUGAACACUACUAUGGCAUGAGAUGCAACAACGUAUGUCGUCCCCGGGACGACUACUUUGGACAUUACGUGUGCGACCAUUUUGGGAAGAGACAUUGUAUUGAAGGCUGGGAGGGAGAGGAUUGCAAAACAGCCAUCUGUAAACAGGGAUGUAGCUCGUUACAUGGGACCUGCAGCACCCCUGGGGAAUGCAAGUGUAACUAUGGGUGGGAUGGCCCAUUGUGUGACAGGUGCCUCCCAUACCCGGGAUGUGUUCACGGUACUUGUACUGAGCCCUGGCAGUGCACCUGUGAGAAGAACUGGGGUGGGCUGCUCUGUGAUAAAGACCUGAACUACUGUGGGACCAAUCAGCCCUGUAAGAAUGGAGGAACCUGCAUGAACACAGAGCCAGAUGAAUACAACUGUGCUUGUCUUGACGGCUACUCCGGCAAAAACUGUGAGAUUGCGGAGCACGCUUGCCUCUCUAACCCCUGUGCCAACGGAGGGACUUGUCAUGAAGUCCCUUCAGGCUUUGAGUGUCACUGUCCUGCUGGCUGGUCUGGACCAACUUGUGCUGAAGACACAGAUGAAUGUGCCUCCGCCCCCUGUGCUCAUGGAGGGACCUGCAUCGACAUGGAGAAUGGCUAUGAGUGCCUCUGCCCUGUGCAGUGGACAGGAAAGACCUGCCAGAUUGACGUUAACGAGUGUGGGGGAAAGCCUUGCCUCAAUGCUUACUAUUGCAAAAAUAUGAUUGGUGGAUAUCACUGUGCCUGCUUUCCUGGAUGGGUGGGCCACAACUGUCACAUAAACAUGAACAGUUGCCAUGGACAGUGUCAGAAUGGAGGUACCUGUAAGAACACAGCCAGAGGCUACCAGUGUGUUUGCCUGCCAGGUUUUGUGGGUCGGCACUGUGAGGCUCAGAGGAACCAUUGCCCUAGCAGUCCUUGCAGAAAUGGUGGCCGCUGCCAUGCGCAUCUGGAAGGUUUUGUGUGUGACUGCCCACCAGGGUUCACUGGAACCACCUGUGAGGUCCAAAAUGAUCCUUGUUAUCCAAAUCCUUGCCAAAGUAAGUCUCAGUGCAACAGCCUAGCUGGUGACUUCUACUGCAGCUGCCCUGAGGAUUAUGAGGGCAAAACUUGUUCUGAGCUCAAGGACCACUGCAAGACCCACCAGUGUGAAGUGAUUGACAGCUGCACUGUUGCCAUUGCAACCAAUGACACUCAACAACAAGUGUGGCACAUUUCAUCAAAUGUGUGUGGGCCACACGGCCGUUGCAUUAGCCUGCCUGCCGGGAACUUCAGCUGCUCCUGCGAUCCGGGAUUCACUGGCACCUACUGCCACGAGAAUAUCAAUGACUGUGUAUCAUACCCAUGUAAAAAUGGAGGCACCUGCAUAGAUGGGAUCAGCUCCUUUGAGUGUGUCUGUCCAGGCGGCUGGGAGGGUGACCUCUGUGAUGUUGAUGUGAAUGAGUGCAGCAGCAACCCCUGUCAGAACAGAGGCCAGUGCGUGGAUCUAUUUCAUGAUUUCUACUGCAACUGUGUAGACAACUGGAAAGGGAAAAACUGUCACUUACGUGAGAGCCAAUGUGACUCCAACACAUGUAGGAACGGCGGGACUUGUUAUGACCGUGGAGACUCGUUCCUGUGUCGCUGCCCAUCAGGGUGGGCAGGAAACACCUGCAACACAGCUAAGAACAGCACUUGUGAUUCGGAUCCAUGUGAGAAUGGAGGAACAUGUGUUGGAGGAGAACCUUUCACCUGCAUCUGCAAGGCUGGCUGGGAAGGGCCCACUUGUGCACAAAAUAUUGAUGACUGCAACCCACAUCCUUGCUACAACAGUGGCAUCUGUGUUGAUGGUGUGAAUUGGUUCCGCUGCGAGUGUGCGUCAGGAUUUGCUGGACCAGAUUGCCGCAUCAGUGAGUGCAUGGGAACCGAAGGGAGCUGGAGGCUGGGGUCAGAUAUAAAUGAGUGUCAGUCGUCUCCCUGUGCUGAAGGCUCUACAUGCAUAGAUGAGAUCAGUGCCUACCGUUGUGUCUGCCCUCCUGGACAAGCUGGAUCUCAGUGUCAGCAGUUCAUGGGACUUGGAAAGUCAUGCCGCCAUGCUGGCCUGCAGUAUCCUCACAGCAGUCACUGGGAGGAGGAUUGUAACGCCUGUCAGUGUGUCAAUGGCGAAGUUCACUGUUCCAAGGUGAAGUGCGGCCGUCGCCCCUGCGUCCUCCCAAAUGCUGUUUUGCCUUCAGUCACCAGCCAUCAGCCCUGUCCUGGAGGCCUUGAGUGUGUGAAGCAUCCGCUCCUCACAUGCCUGUCUCCACCAUGUCAUCAGUGGGGCGUGUGCUCAACACCUGACCCUCCCACUCCUACCCAGCAUACCCAGUGUGAGCCCCAUAGUGGCUACCUGGACAACAGAUGUGCUCACAUCACUCUCAUCUUUAACAGGGACAAAGUGCCACAGGGCACUGCUGUAGAGAACAUCUGCUCUGAGCUGAGGUACCUCCCUGUGACUCGGAUGCUGGCUGUGGACCGAGAACUGAUCAUCCUCUGUGACUUGUCCUACUAUACAAGAAAUGCUGUGGAGGUUGCCAUGUCUUUUGAAAUGGAUGGACAAUUGAAGGACAGUGACUGUGGCUAUAUCCAGAAUGCAGCAGCUGCCAUUACUAGUGCAUUGUCCAAAUACCACAACAGCACCAUCCUUCAAGCUGUAGUGGAGGCCAGGGUGGAGAUGCAGGCUGAAUGUCGAGCUGAAGGUUAUUUAGUCCCUGUGCUUGGAGUUGUCUUCAGCCUCCUUUGGGUCUUCUGCCUUGUUGUCUGUGUUUGGUGGACCCGUAAAAGAAAGAAAGAGCGAGAGAGAGCCGCCCUGUCCGAAGACACCACCGUUAACAACCAGUUGGAGCCCCUACGGAGCAAUACCCCAAAGGACAACCGAGACAAAGACAUUCAGUACGAAUGCAAGAAAUUAAUAGGCCCCUCCGAUAGGACGUGUGAUGAGCCUGAGGAGGAGGAGCAGCAGCUGGAGGAAGACGAGGAGAUGGUCUUGGGCUUGGGGGACAAGUGUUUGUCUCAUAAGUGUCCCAAAGUGGGAGCUCAGGACAGGAGCACCAACAUAAAGGCAGAGGUGAUGUGCACGACACGCAGCGGCCCAGUGAAGGCACCGCAUCGGACGGCAUACAGCCCCAAAGACAACCGAUGUAAAAACCUGAAUGCAGCCAAGUUUAGCGAGGACAUUACAGACCUCUGUGUGUGAACAAAUAACAAAUUCAGAGUCACAGACUUUAAAACUUUUGCACCACAAAUGAAGACUGCAGAUGCUUUCAUUUUCUAUUGAGUUUAUAAUGCCUUAUUGAAGUAUUUUAUUUGCAGCUGGAGGCUUUUUUAAAUCAUGUAAGAAACUUAAAAAGUGGCAUGAAAAAAUCAAGUCCUUCAGGGAUUCUGGAGUCCACAAGCUUCUCUUUUUGGUUCAAAACUUUACAGGGAAGCUGAAGCUUUCUGUUUUUAUCAUUAAGGUGAACAUUUAUGGCUGACUGCUGUUUACCUUCAGCCCAAACCCUGACAUCUAUAAAAAAAGAUUUACAUUGUGUGCAAGUUGGCAUAUUAACCUGGCUGACUGAUGCAUACAAUAGCUUUUUUCUCUAUUUUUUAAAUUUUUUAUUUUUGUUGAAGCUUGCAAUUUCUUGCAUUUUCCCUUUUAAAAUGAGAAUUGUCUCUUAUUUUUCUACGCAGUGAUCUUUCAGUAUUUCUUUUUUUAAUUAAAGUGCCUUGAAUUGCUAACUUCUCCCUUCUUUACAAUAGAAGAUUCUUAAUACAUAUAAAGGGAAAGUAGCUAUAAUCACAAACUUCUCGCCUCUAUUGCUUGUUUUAUUGUGAUGUACAGAACACUUGUAAAUAGGACAGAAAUUACUGUGUAUAUUUGAUUUUAGUAAGUUAAGAGAUUAUUUGUAUUACAGCAAUAAGGCUUCCUGUAUGUUUGGAUUUGUAUGUCAUUCCGUUUAUUAAUGGCAGAUUUUAUUUGAAUCAUGUUCAGAUUUUGUAAAUUCUCAAACCUAAUUAUUAAUACAGAAUUGUUUAAAGAUUAUUUGUUCCUCUAAUUAAAGUGUAAAUGCUGCAUUUGAAGAGUUAGCCCUGUGAUUGGUUCGACAAACUACUGUACUGUUCAUAUUUAGUUUUGGCAUAUUUGAGCUUUCAAAAUGAUAUAUGCGUUUUUUCAUCCCUUCCUGAAUCCUUGUUCCCAAAAGUACAUUUUGUUCUUUAAAACAAAACAACAGUGAAGACAUUGUAUAGUUUGUUACUGUUCUAUCACUGGUCCCAGUAUUACUGUAUUCUUGCAGUAGGUUUUUGUCUUAACACAAAAACCUAACCAUGGCCAACAUUAAAAAAAACUGAUAAAUGUCCUUGUUUAGUACAAGGUCUGGCUCUGAAUUUCCUCAUUUUGUCCUAUGAGUCUAAAGUAUUGUUUUGAACAGCAUAACAACCUGUAGGCCUUCUGAUUGAAACAGUUCACUAUUCAUGACAGAUGUCUUAUGCUCAAGUUGCUCUUUAGCCGAAUCCAGAUCAAAUCAUGCAUGUUGUGCUCCCGAUUCUAAACACUCUCAGAAGGCAAGUAAUGUGAAUUUUAGACACUUACCUAUAAAUGGCAUUCACUUAGCAGACAUAAUGAUGCACAACUGACUAUGCACAGAUCAGAUAUUGUUGGUAGAGCCUCCCCAAUUACCCAUUUCAUGCUUUUGUGCAUGUCUUCCAGUAUCUUAAAAUAGAUGCAACAGGAAAUGCACAAUUGAAAAGGCUUCAAUCCCCACAGCUAAGAAAAGUGGAGGCAGCAUCAUGAUUGGGGAUAGUGUGAAGUAGGGAGAAGAAAGCAAGUCAGGACUGAUGAGAAGAUAGAUCAGCAUGUUAACUCGUGUGGACUUAGGCUACAUUGUUCUGCUGCAUGUUGUCUUUUCAGACAACUGAAAUUGAACUGAAAUUGACUCAAAACUGUUACAUGUACCAGCAAAGGUUGGCUCUUACAUGCAUCUGAUUUCUAUUUUCAGUUCACACUUCAUGGGUCACAGCCGGCAGUCUCUCUUUAGCCUCCUCAUGUUCCAGGUUCAGAUCUACAGUUUUACAGUCUGUUGACAGUGUAAUCACUAUAGAGUGUUAGGGUGCCUGAUAGUAAAGUGGCCUUUAGCAACAUCCUCACUACAGGCUUUAUGGUAGGAAUGGGAAAGUUCAUACUGUAGGCAUGAGAUUCUUCUCAUCAUUUUGUUUCCCUGUGUUAUGUUUUCCUGGUUUUAUGAAGGGAACAAGUUGUAUAAUCGUUGAUCACUCUUUUGAGUGUUUAUGGGGUAAAAUCAAAUAUUAUCAAUAUUUGUGUAUGAAAAUUGAUUUU